Messenger RNA from Schistosoma curassoni, 1113 nucleotides. Lineage: Eukaryota; Metazoa; Platyhelminthes; Trematoda; Strigeidida; Schistosomatidae. The record is from the annotation of a GenBank genome assembly.
AUGGAUAUAUUUUCAUGCUAUAAAAAAGAUGAUAUACCUUUUGUUCGGAUUUCUGCUCCUAUGGUUCGAUAUACAAAAUUACCAUUCCGUUUACUACUUCGAAAACAUAACGUUGAUUUAGUUCAUACACCCAUGAUACUGGCUAAUUCAUUUAUUCGAUCAGAGAAAGCAAGAAAUGUUGAGUUUACAACUUGUUCAAAUGAUCGACCGUUGAUUGUACAACUUGCGUCAAAUGAUCCAUGUGAAUUUGCUAUAGCCACGGAAAUGCUUGCACCAUAUUGUGAUGGAAUUGACUUAAAUUGUGGUUGUCCUCAACCCUGGGCGAUAGGUAGUGGAUUAGGAUCAGCCCUAUUAAAAGAACCUGAAAAAGUUGCCAAUAUUGUACAUGCCGCUCGAAAUACGAUUCCGCGAUGGCGUAAUUCUCACAUGGAAAGUUGUAAAAUGUUAGACUAUAUAGAGGAUUCAAAUAAAAAUAACAAAGCAGAAAAUAAAUUUAGGUCUAUAACACGAUCUCAUGGUCCAUUCUCAAUUUCUGCUAAAAUUCGUAUACCAACUACAAGUAAUAGAUCUGUUGGAGAAGGAAGUUCAUGCGAUCCAAUCAAACUUACCGUUGAACUUGUCCGACGUUUAUCUGUAAUGGGUGUUGACUGGGUUACACUACAUACAAGAACACCUCAACAACGUAGCAGGGACUGUGCUUCAUGGAAUGUGGUUCAAGAAUUGGUCGACUGUAAAAUUAAACAUUCUUACUUGGGUACUGAUAUUCCAAUAAUACUGAAUGGUGAUGUCCGUGUACUAAACGAUGCAUAUUGUGCUCAGGAAAUGACCGGUUGUCAUGGUGUUAUGGUUGGUAGGGCCUUGUUGAAAUUCCCACAUCUUUUUACUCCAAAUUAUAUCGAGGAUGAAAACUCACUUCGCUAUUUAUAUGAAGAUUGGUUACUUUUAUCUACACAAUAUACAGGAGGCACAAGUUUUGUAACUGUUCAUCAACAAGCAUAUUGGAUGAUGGAACCAUUUCUGGACAAAACAAAUAGAUUAAUUUUGCAUAGUAUUGGAAGUUUCCAAGGUUUAGUCGAUUGGCUUUUUAAAUAUUUCAAGACAGAAAACAGCUGA